UUCAAAAGCAUCAUGAGGGAAAUAGUCCACAUCCAGGCCGGGCAGUGCGGGAAUUAAAUUGGGGCGAAGUUCUGGGAGGUGAUCAGUGAAGAGCAUGGCAUUGACCCUACUGGAACCUACCAUGGAGACAGUGACCUGCAGCUGGACCGGAUCAGUGUCUAUUACAACGAGGCUUGUGGUGGAAAGUAUGUUCCCAGAGCCAUCUUGGUGGACCUGGAACCAGGCACUAUGGACUCUGUCCGUUCUGGACCUUUUGGGCAAAUCUUCAGACCUGACAACUUUGUCUUUGGUCAAAGUGGUGCAGGAAACAACUGGGCCAAAGGGCACUACACAGAGGGGGCGGAGCUAGUAGAUUCUGUCCUGGAUGUGGUGAGAAAGGAAGCAGAGAGCUGUGAUUGCCUGCAGGGCUUCCAGCUCACACACUCGCUGGGAGGAGGCACUGGUUCCGGCAUGGGCACCCUGCUCAUCAGCAAGAUCCGAGAGGAGUACCCCGACCGCAUCAUGAACACCUUCAGUGUGGUGCCCUCUCCCAAGGUGUCGGACACUGUGGUUGAGCCAUACAGUGCCACGCUGUCCGUGCACCAGCUGGUGGAGAACACGGACGAGACCUACUGCAUCGACAACGAAGCCCUUUACGACAUUUGCUUCCGCACUCUGAAACUCACCACGCCCACAUAUGGCGACCUCAACCACCUGGUUUCGGCCACCAUGAGCGGCGUGACCACCUGCCUGCGUUUUCCCGGGCAGCUAAAUGCUGAUUUGAGGAAACUGGCGGUCAACAUGGUGCCCUUUCCACGCCUCCACUUCUUCAUGCCUGGCUUUGCACCUCUAACCAGCAGGGGAAGCCAGCAAUACCGUGCCUUAACAGUGCCUGAGCUCACCCAGCAGGUGUUUGAUGGUAAAAACAUGAUGGCGGCGUGUGACCCUCGCCACGGCCGCUAUCUGACAGUAGCUGCCGUUUUCCGUGGCCGCAUGUCCAUGAAGGAAGUAGACGAGCAGAUGCUGAACGUCCAGAACAAGAACAGCAGCUACUUUGUGGAAUGGAUCCCCAACAACGUCAAGACGGCAGUCUGUGACAUUCCGCCUCGCGGCCUCAAGAUGGCAGUCACCUUCAUCGGCAACAGCACAGCCAUCCAGGAGCUGUUCAAACGCAUCUCUGAGCAGUUCACCGCCAUGUUCCGCCGCAAGGCCUUCCUCCACUGGUACACCGGCGAAGGCAUGGAUGAGAUGGAGUUUACCGAGGCGGAGAGCAACAUGAACGACCUGGUCUCCGAGUACCAGCAGUACCAGGACGCCACCGCUGAGGAGGAGGGAGAGUUUGAAGAGGAGGUGGAAGAGGAUGCCUGAGAAUGAAAU
Molecule: messenger RNA, 1356 nt
Organism: Thalassophryne amazonica
Lineage: Eukaryota; Metazoa; Chordata; Actinopteri; Batrachoidiformes; Batrachoididae
Product: tubulin beta chain-like
Exons: 5
Biological process (GO): mitotic cell cycle; microtubule cytoskeleton organization
Cellular component (GO): microtubule; cytoplasm
Molecular function (GO): GTP binding; structural constituent of cytoskeleton; GTPase activity
Source: RefSeq, a predicted model, not a curated record